Molecule: messenger RNA, 3375 nt
Organism: Raphanus sativus (radish)
Lineage: Eukaryota; Viridiplantae; Streptophyta; Magnoliopsida; Brassicales; Brassicaceae
Biological process (GO): regulation of transcription by RNA polymerase II
Source: RefSeq, a predicted model, not a curated record
AAGACUUGAAUAAAAUGGAGCCAAUCUUGAAUUUGCCUGGAAUAAAAGAAACUCGCAGGAAGUUAUUGUGUAACUUGUGCAAGGUGAAAUCUGGUGCUUGCGUUCGGUGUUGUAAUGCAACUUGCCGAACGUCUUUCCAUCCUAUAUGUGCAAGGGAGGCAGGGAACAGGCUAGAAAUCUGGGGAAAACGCGGGUGUGACACUGUUGAACUGCGAGCUUUCUGCUCGAAGCAUUCAGAUAUUCAAGAAAGUGGAAGGCCUAUAGAGGGAGGAGAAAUUAAUGCAGCUGAUAGUCGUCCUCCUCUAUGCCAUCUUCCAUCAGAAUCUGUAAGAGAUCAGCUAAGUACUGAUGAGAUGGGAGUUGACGUAGGAACACCAGGUACACGUUCUGAUAUUUCGAGAAACAGUGAGUUGCGAGAACUGGAAUCACCAUGUUCAGAAUUUAACUUGUCUGCAACAGACAUUGUCGAAUCAGGGAUUACUGGGAGAAGCACCGAUGAUGAAAAGACUCAAUCCGAGUCUCUUAGUUUUGGGUUGAUUCUGAAAAAGUUGAUCGACCUGGGGAAAGUGAAUGUGAAGGAUGUGGCUGAAGAGAUCGGGGUCAAUCCUGAUGCAUUGAAUGCCAAACUUAUGGAUGGAGACUUGUUGCCUGAUUUACUAGGCAAGAUAGUUAAAUGGCUUGGCCAGCAUGCACACAUGGGAACUAGGAACAAAGGCGAAAUUUCUAAAAGUACGAAACCUACUAAAUCUGAGCGUCGGGCUGCUAUCUGUACUGAAGGCAUGAUGAUGCUAGAUUCUGACAUCUUGAAUCCGACAUGUACCCCUGCUGAAAAUUGUAUUAGUAAUGGUGUUGUGACUGAUGAAGCUAAAGCUUAUACUCCAAUUGUGAAAAAUGGAAGCAGUGAGAAUUUGCCAUCUGAUCAUUCUUCAGAAGAACAGAAACCAGCAGUACUUGAUCAGGAAGGUCAUCUUGGGAAAAGUUCAGUUAAUCUUUCUGAUGAUCACGGAGAACAAUCAAAUCCCAGUUCGUCUGGACGAAUGGUGGAGAAUGCCUUUCCCUUGAGGCCAGAUAGUUCUCAAAAUCGUGGAAUGUUGAGCUGUCCAAGCCCUAUUAUCUUGGAUCUCCUUGAUCAUGAAGCAUAUCCUGGUUUCGAUCCUCAUCCUUAUAUUCACAAAGAAUUGUCAGAGAUGGACAAAGGAAAGGCCCUGAAAAGCAGCACGAAUUCUUAUGUGGAUAGGAUGACAACCGAACCUGGGGGCUCUGAAGAAGGAAACACAUUUUGUCAGUUAGCUAAAGCUAGGAAAUUGGGCAUACUGGAUCUGUCUCCCAAAGAUGAAGUGGAAGGAGAGCUUCUAUAUUAUCAACUUCAGCUACUUGGCACCGCAGUUUCAAGAAAGCAACUCUCGGACGAUCUAGCCUACGAAGUUACCAAAAAGCUACCCCUGGAGAUUGAUGAAGAGCAUGGACGAAGAUGGGAUGAUGUUCUGGUUAACAAAUAUUUCCAUGAUGUCAGGGAAGCAAGAAAGCAAAGUAGGAAAGAGAAAAGACACAAAGACGCCCAGGCUGUUCUAGCUGCUGCUACUGCUGCUGCAGCAACAUCUUCUCGGAAUACAUCGCUCAGGAAAGAUAUGGCAGAAGAACCUGCUCAUCAAGAGAUGAGUACUUCUAGACGUAAAGUUUCUGGCAGCGCUCACCUAGUGCCACAGACAAAGGAAACACUUUUAAAGAUGCCUGUUUCCGGUCCACCAUCAGACAAGCGGUCUGAUCAUCGUACACCAGACUUAUCAUCAGAAAAACCACGAAGUUGUGAUAUCUGCAGACGCUCUGAAACUAUAUGGAACCUGAUUGUGGUGUGCUCUAGUUGCAAGGUUGCUGUUCACAUGGAUUGCUACAAAUGUGCUAAAGAAUCAACUGGUCCUUGGUACUGUGAACUAUGCGCAGAAUCUACUGGUUCUUUCAAUUUCUGGGAAAACCCGUCUUCUACUACAGAGUGCACUUUAUGUGGAGGCACAACUGGGGCUUUUAGGAAAGCCACAAAUGGCCAGUGGGUACAUGCAUUUUGUGCGGAGUGGUCUUUGGAAUCAACCUUCAGAAGGGGACAAAUAAAUCCUGUGCAAGGAGUGGAGUCUUUGGCCAAGAACACCAGUACUUGUUGUGUAUGCCAACGGAUAUAUGGUGCAUGCUUUAAGUGUAGUUAUGGUAACUGCCAGGCGACGUUUCACCCAACCUGUGCCAGAAGUGCUGGCUUUCAUAUGAUUGGUGGUGGGAAACUUCCGCAUAAGGCUUACUGUGAGAAACACAGCUUGGAACAGAAGGCAAAGGCCGAAUCUCAGAAACAUGGGGCAGAUGGGCUGAAAAGUCUCAAGCAUUAUAGGGUUGAACUAGAGAGGCUACGACUUCUGUGCGAGCGGAUAGUCAAGAGGGAGAAGUUAAAACGAGAGUUGGCUAUCUCCUCACAUGAGAUACUUGCUGCCAGAAGGGAUCACGCUGCACGUUCGUUACCACUCCGUAAUCCAUUUUCUCCUCCAGAAGUUUCAUCUGACUCAGCGACGACAUCAAUAAAAGGUCAUCCAGACAGUAAUAUAUCUGGCAGUGAAGCAAUACAGAGGUCAGAUGAUAUCACCAUUGACAGCACAGCCUCUGUUAAGCUUCGAGGGAAAGGUCCUAUUGCAAUGGACACUGAUCAGAAAACCGACGAUAGUGCUACUUCCAAGGGUAGUAGGAGCAAAGUAUUUUCUGGGAAAACGGUUCCACGGAAACAUUGUAUUGUCUCGCCAAGUGUUUCGGAGGAUGGAGAUGAAGAAGGAUCAAAGCCCAAGAAGCAGAAUGUAGAAACAUUUGCGAAGGAGAUUGUGAUGACAUCGGACGAAGCUUCUUUCAAGAAUCGGCGGCUACCAAAGGGCUACUUUUAUAUUCCUGUUGAUUGCUUGCAAGAAGACAAGCCAAGCAAGGACAAGGCGGCGGACGAGGACUCUUCUGACAAGUGAAUCAAACCAACCACUAGGCUUCUUCUUCUUCUUCAGGUGAGUGAAUCUAUGUAAGCACAAGGGGGACAUCAGUUUUUGGUUGACGUACCCGUACCGGACACGUUUCCGGCCAUGAAAACGGCGGCACGGGGGCAGCGUUGGGAUAUAUGUCCGAGAAGUUGGAGACGCAACAUCUUAUGGAAAGACGCACGGACGAUGAAAAGCAGUCGAGAGUCGAGACGUAGAUCAUUCGUUUGGUUUUGAAAAAUUGUAUGCUGCUUAUAUAGUGCGAUUGAAUUGAUUAGCAAGCGGAGUCUAAAUAAAAAAAGGAAUUAAAAGGGAAAAAAUUAUACUGGAAUGUAGCAUUUGUAUGAUAAAUUGACUUAUGUUUUAGCUUUUUAUUUCUUCA